Messenger RNA from Salmo salar (Atlantic salmon), 3131 nucleotides. NCBI's taxonomy places the organism in Eukaryota, Metazoa, Chordata, Actinopteri, Salmoniformes, Salmonidae. The record is from RefSeq and is a predicted model, not a curated record.
AUGGCAGUGUACCGGUACUCUUUCCUGGCAUCCUACUUGAUAUACAACCUGCAUACAAGGGAGGUACGGGAGCUGAACCCUCCAGAGGUGUCGGACUCGGUCCUGCAGUUUGCUUCUUGGGGCGUUCGGGAUCAACAGUUGGUGUAUGUCUUUGAAAACAACAUUUACUACCAGACGGAUGUCAAAAGCAGUUCUUGGAGACUGACGUCUUCAGGACAAGAAGGAGUGGUCUUCAAUGGCAUCGCUGAUUGGUUAUAUGAAGAGGAAGUGUUGCACUCUCAAGUGGCUCACUGGUGGUCCCCUGACGGGUCACGACUGGCCUACCUGAACCUCAACGACACUCUGGUACCCAACAUGCUCCUGCCUCGCUUCACUGGCGCCCUCUACCCCAGGGGCCAACUGUACCCUUACCCCAAGGUGGGGCAGGUCAAUCCCACAGUUAAGCUUUACGUCAUCACCUUGGAUGGGGGAUCCCAGACAACUGAACUGCGACCUCCCAACAGCUUUGAAAAAAGUGACUACUACAUAACCAUGGUGAAAUGGGUCACAGAGGAGAAGAUCGGUGUGCGUUGGUUGAACCGAGCCCAGAACACCUCCAUCCUGUCGCUAUGUGAGGUCACUAUGGGGGCAUGUAUAAAAAAACAUGUGAUUACAUCAGAGAAGUGGCUUGAUCGUCAGAAUGAAGAGCCAUUGUUUUCCAAGGAUGGGAAUACCUUCUUCCUGACCAUGCCAAUAAAACAUGGCGGACGAGGGUCAUUCCACCAUAUCACAAUGAUAUCUGACCAGUUCAAUGGUGAUGAGGUCAACAUGCGCCACCUGACCUCUGGCAGCUGGGAGGUGUCUCAGAUCCUGGAGUAUGAUGAGGAAGCAGAUACAGUUUAUUUCCUUAGCACAGAAGAUAGUUCAAUACAAAGACAACUGUACAGGGUGUCGGCGGUAAACCCAUUUCAACGUGAAUGCCUGACCUGCUCCCUGUUCAAAACACAAUGCUCCUACUAUGAUGCAGUCUUCAACCCAGACUAUCAGUAUGUCCUGCUGAACUGUAGAGGUCCUGGUAUACCAAGAACCACUCUUUACAAACUGAAUGACAUGAGCAAGAAUGACAUUUUGGAGAAGAACACUGCACUAAGAGAUGCACUGAUAUAUAGGAAUAUACCAAGGAGAGAUAUCAGGACCCUACAAAUCAACAACUUUGCACUCCGUCUGGAGCUGACCUUGCCAAUAGAUUUUGAUGAGGCCACAGCGCAUCCACUUCUGCUGAUCCUUGACAGUGCCCCCGGUGGCCAGGCGGUGAGUGACCAAUUUGUUCUUGACUGGGACUCGGUUCUGGUCAGCUCGGAUAAUGUCAUCGUGGCUCGCCUGGACGGCAGUGGGAGUGGGUUCCUGGGCCAGAGGGUCCUACAUGAAGUCCACCAGCGUUUGGGAACUGUGGAGGUGCAGGACCAGAUCGCAGCAGUAGAACCCCUUUUUUUGUAUUCUUACUUACAGUACAUGGGUUUUUACCUAUAUCCAACAUUGCAUGUCCAACUAUUUUUGGGGGUGUUUCCCCAGGCUUAUGGGGGUUUCCUGAGCUCUCUUCUACUCCUCUCCUCUGGCUCUAUGUUCAGAUGUGGGGUUGCAGUUGCUCCCGUGACAGACUGGAGACUCUACGGUUCUGCCUUCACUGAGCGUUACUUUGGGUUUCCGGUCCAGGAUGAGCUUAAAUACCAACUCUCCAGUCUGCUUCCCAACAUCACAGGCACAGGUCAACGGAGGUUUCUCAUCAUCCAUGGAACAGCAGAUGCCACCGUUCAUUUCCAGCAUUCCGCGGAGCUGGUGAAACUUCUGUCAAUAUCAAAUGUUAACUACACUCUGCAGAUCUUCCCAGACGAAGGCCACAACAUUUACUCUGUGAAGAGCCAACGCUACUUGUUGAAUUCUGUCAUGACCUUCUUCAGGGAAUGCUUCCUAGUGGAAAUCCCUGUAGCUCAUCCUGUGUCUGAGGAUGACUAGGAUGACCAUAUCUCACCUUGUUUUUGUAGAACCUGUUGCUCCUGGAAACGAUAAAGUGGUCUUUGACCUGCUUGUCUGAGGAACCACCAGUGAGAAGUGGUGAGAUAUGGUGAGACAAUGUGAACGAGAGAGGGGUCAGACAAUGUUGCUGUGCACUAUGAAGGGUAAUGAUAGGCUGAGAUGAGAUUGAAGAUUUUUCCUGUACAGUGAUGUAUAAUUUUUCCUAUUGCUAUGAUCAAGCAAUAGUUCACAUAGGAACAUUUAGGGUGUUCUGCAAAUAUCAUAAGUAUACAGUUAGCGUGGUAGAGUUUCAGUAGAGAAGAAGGGAAACUUGUUCAUAUUAGCUGUUUGUAUGGGAGAUAUGUUUUUGUCUUUACUGUUAAAGAUGUGAAAGGGAGAUAUUUAUUUAUUUUUCCUUUUAAAGAAUAUAGUUAUUUCAGACAGCUGUAAUGUAUUGUGAAUUGUAUACCUAGAUACAUAUUCAAUUCUAAUAUGGCAUUUAGCAGGUGCUUUUAUCCAAAGCAAUUUACAGAGCGUGCAUUAGGGAUAAAUACAGGUAACCGGGAUCCUAGGACUGUCACUCCUCACAUUUCCCCCCAAAAUAAAAUGACCUGGGAAAUGAAUUUUUUUUCCCCCAAUAUUGCACAAUUGCAAUUUCGCAAAAUACAUAAUCUGCGCAGAAGCAAAUUGGCAAACAUUUGUGAGCGGACCAAGUCAUUUGGUGUCACUCUAAAGUGGAAAGGUGGAAUAAACGAGUCCAGAGUAGGUUUUCUUGAUUCAACACGGUUCUCUAUUGAGGGAUUUCUGACACUACAAACACUCCAACACAGUCAAUGAGAAUCUCCAAAGGAACAACAUACGUCUUCUUUAGAUGACACAGGAUCACAUUACGGUUAUCUUCAAAUUAUAACAACAAUCACAUAUUCGUCACCGUCUUAAUGAAUCUUCUUGGAUAGCACCUCUCUCUCCGUAGCCAUUCUCCAGAGAUAGUUUAUCUUCCUCCCUUCUUGCUGGUUCCAUCCUCUCUCUUGUAGGGGAAAGAGAAUAUCUCAUUAGUACCGUCAGCUGUGCUUAAUUGACUCUGGUUACCUUGUCUCACAUGCCUUGUUGGGCUACUAUCUAUGAGCCCAGCCUGCCCU